UUCAAAGCCACCAAUUGCAGUUCCCGUCGCCCUCCAGCCCCGCCCACCCCGGAGCUCUAUCUUUGGACUGUACCCUAGGCACAGGGAGCUGCGUCGGGGAGCGGCAGAAGUGAAACUCGCCAAGUCCCCGCAUCACUCUUGUUGGUAGAGACCAUUAGUUAAACGCAGUUAAGCUCAGCCACGAAAUCUGGCCUGUUGGCUUGGUUUGCUGUUUUUAGUCCCGGCCGUGCCUCAGUGCACUCGCUCUCCCUCCCCCCAGCGCCCACAAAUGGGCCCGUCCAGGCCGGGUGGCGCAUGCGCCUCAGAGGCCGGGAGCAGCGGGGGCUGGCCGCGCCGAGCCGGGUCAGCUGUGGAGGGCGCGGGCGACUUUGCCACCCGGAGCUGCUGCGACUCCGACGCCCAGGCCGCCGGCCUUUGGAUGGGGAGUCUUCUCUGGUGACUGUCACUUCAGUCCUCCCUGUGUGGCUUCGAGUCGGGUCGCUCUGCUGCGCUCCAUCCCUUCUCCUAAAGAUGCAUCCUGACUUAUCUCCACACUUGCACACUGAAGAAUGCAACGUCUUGAUUAACUUGCUUAAGGAAUGUCACAAAAAUCACAGCAUUCUGAAAUUUUUUGGUCAUUGCAAUGAUCUUGAUCGGGAGAUGAGAAAGUGCUUGAAGAAUGAGUACAUGGAAAAGAGGACCAAGAGCAGGGAGCAUGGCAAUGCGAUGAGAAAAAGACUUUUUAAUCCCGCAGAGGAAUCUGAAAAAUAAAUUGCAGGCAUACCUCG
Messenger RNA from Panthera uncia (snow leopard), 767 nucleotides. It is a transcript of the gene CMC2, whose product is annotated as C-X9-C motif containing 2. The coding region runs from base 295 to 750 and encodes 151 amino acids. Lineage: Eukaryota; Metazoa; Chordata; Mammalia; Carnivora; Felidae. The transcript is spliced from 4 exons. Gene Ontology annotation, cellular component: mitochondrion. The record is from RefSeq and is a predicted model, not a curated record.